Paralichthys olivaceus (Japanese flounder) is the source of this 3017-nucleotide messenger RNA. It is a transcript of the gene runx1, whose product is annotated as RUNX family transcription factor 1. Gene Ontology annotation, cellular component: nucleus. Lineage: Eukaryota; Metazoa; Chordata; Actinopteri; Pleuronectiformes; Paralichthyidae. The record is from RefSeq and is a predicted model, not a curated record. Gene Ontology annotation, molecular function: ATP binding; DNA-binding transcription factor activity, RNA polymerase II-specific; RNA polymerase II cis-regulatory region sequence-specific DNA binding. Gene Ontology annotation, biological process: ossification; regulation of transcription by RNA polymerase II; chondrocyte differentiation.
UGUCUUGGGCCAUGUACCUGAUGAGGAAAGGCCGGACAGGCAGCGGACUCUUUGACCCAGCCCCUGGCCGGCGUUACACUCCCCCCUCCACCACUCUCGCCUCUGGGGGGAAGAUGGCUGAGGCCCUGCCCCUGGGGGCCCAGGAGGCCGGAGGCGGGGGCUCUCUGAUGGGCAAACUGCGUAUGGCGGACCGCGGCAUGGUGGAGGUGAUCUCAGAUCAUCCAGGAGAGCUGGUGAAGACGGACAGCCCCAACUUCCUCUGCUCCGUGCUGCCGACACACUGGAGGUGUAACAAGACUCUGCCCAUCGCUUUCAAGGUGGUUGCCCUGGGCGACAUCCCUGAUGGCACCUUGGUAACGGUGAUGGCAGGAAACGACGAGAACUACUCAGCAGAGCUCCGCAACGCCACGGCUGCCAUCAAGAACCAAGUGGCUCGGUUCAACGACCUGCGUUUUGUCGGCCGCAGCGGAAGAGGGAAGAGCUUCACUCUGACCAUCACAGUGUUCACUAACCCUCCUCAAGUGGCCACAUACCAAAGAGCUAUUAAAAUUACAGUGGACGGUCCGAGAGAGCCGCGACGUCAUCGUCAGAAGAUGGACGAGGUCAAACCCGGCACACUGGCGUUCUCUGAGAGGCUAACUGAGCUGGAGCAGCUGAGGCGGACCUCGAUGAGGGUGACGCCUCCUCACCAUCAUCACCAUCAGCCCUCCGCCAACACACGCCAAGCACUCAACUCGGCCACAUUCUCCAGUCCCACGCACACGCAGUUAACUGCUGAUUCCAGACAGAUGCAGUCGUCUCCAUCUUGGUCCUACGACCAGUCUUAUCCCUACCUUGGCCAAAUAACCACACCCACUGUCCAUACAGCCAACCCCCUAUCGCCUGGCCGCUCUUCACUCAGCGACCUGUCCUCACGACUCACAGGCCCUGACCUCACAGCCUUUGGCGACCCCAGGAUGACCUUGGAACGAUCUUUCUCUUCCCUUCCCUCCUUGCCUGACUCCCGCUUCUCCGACCCCCGCGUACACUACCCUCCCACAGCGGCUGCCUUCACCUACACCCCCUCCCACAACCCUGUCUCCAACAGCGCCCUUGGCAUCAGCAUGGCGACAGCCAUGGCGACCACCCCGGCAGGGAGGUACCACACCUACCUGCCUCCGCCCUAUCCUGCAAACACUCCGCACCAGGCUCAGAAUGGGCAUUUCCAAUCCACCUCCUCACCGUACCACCUGUACUACUCCACCGCCGCUGGAUCGUACCAGUUCUCCAUGAUGGCCGGAGGAGGAGGCGGCAGCGACUCGCGCUCCCCUCCGAGGAUCCUGCCACCAUGCACCAACGCCUCCACAGGCUCCUCCCUCCUGCACCCAUCCUUGCCCAAUCAGAAUGAAGGAGUGGGCGUCGAGGUGGAGUCCAGCCAUAGUAGCUCUCCGACAAACAUGGCGGCUGCUGAAGCUGUGUGGAGACCGUACUGAAACAGCCAAGGGAGGAGACGAGGAUGCUCUGGAUGAGUAAAACCCCCCUGGUCAUGUGAUGGCAGACGCUAAACAACACAUAAAUCUGAAUAGAGAUGGUUUUCAUCUACACAUGUGAUUCUUUGACAGUAAGAAAAAUAUUGAAUAUCAACAGAUUUAUACUUUCAUGGCACAUCAGGAAUAUUAAGAAAUUUAAACUUUUUUUGAGCUUAAUUGAAGAAAACCUGGUGGUUUCUAUUUAUGUGGAAAAACUCAUCCAAUUGCUGUGCGUCAUCAACAUGGCCAGGCGCCAUAUGCAGGGUGCGCCCACUUUAAAAAAAAGGCUACUGACAGACACUGUUAGUUCAAUGAAGAACAAGCAGAGCGACUGACGAGGUUUCGCAAUGAGGGGACUGACUCGCACUCCAGCCUCACUGCAGGAUACAAAGAGAGACACAGGACUGCAGAAAAGUUUCUAUGAAACGAAGGAUGUAACCAUGGACAUGAAAAGCAGCAGGGAAACAUUUUGGUUAAACACUGACAAAGUGCAUGCAGCAGCACUGGACUGAUCUCAAUUUAGCUUGUACUAUAACAGGACUUUUUCCUCAUAAAUGUUGUUGUGACUUGAUGAUUUGCUCAUCCCGAAUAUUGUAGUGGCCUGUUUGUGUUUUCCUUCACCCUUUCAUCCAUUUUUUCUUUCUCCCCCAUGCUAUUACCACUCCUCUUUGGUUUAUGGUUGAAGAACUGAGCCCCACGCCUUUUAAAGAAAAUAAUUAAAUCACUCGCUAAAGUUGUUCCUAUGACCUCUGGAUCAAAUCUGUAGAAAAAAACAACUGUGAGUUGUCCCAGACUUCACUGCGGACGGCAUACUUCAGCUUCACUCAUCAAAACAAUGAAGAAUUCCUUUCUUUAUCACAAGAUUGAUUAUUAUUUUUAGCAACUGUUUGAGAUUUUCCACAUUUUUAUCGCAUUCAUCUGGCAGGUUAUUUCUUACUCCAGGACUAAAGACACCAGGUGAACCUGGCUGAACUGCCCAACGUUGGUUAAGGAGCUUGAUUGAUUCCAUAUUUAGCAUAAAUGGCCCUGGAUUCCAGGGGGAUUUUUCAUGUUCCAAAGGUCUAAAGGAUGUUUCACAUGUUUUUACAGGGGCAACACUUGUGUUUGGGUUUCAUCUCUCCAAGAUGACUGAUAUUCUGGCCUGCAAACCAGUCUCUCCUCGAUGUUGAAUGACUCAUUUCCUCACUGCACUGAGAAAUCAUUACAGUAUGAAGUUUUGCAAUGUGUUAAUUUAUUCCCACAAUGCCAUUUUUGGUAGCAUUUCAUGUCUUCGUUCUUAUGUGUGAGUAUGUGCGUGUGUGUGUGGGUGAGUAUGUGUAUUUUACCCAUGAUCCACAGCUGAUUUGUACUGUAUAUAACCAUGGCUGUAAAUGACACUGCAUUUUUAAUAUGGUUUCGUCAUCCCUUGCUGGCUCUGUUUCUGUCUUACACACACACUCAGACACACACACACGUUUUAUUUGGAAACUGUUGAUAGUUCACAUUUGGUUGUGAUUUAUAUAAAUAUUC